ACUUGACCCGUACUCUUCAUUAUUUUUAAUGGCGCUUAUUGCCAGUUGGCCUUAAGAAAGUAGUUGAAUUAGUUUUAGGUGUUAUGUCAAUUAUUAGUAAAUGACGUAUAGGGAUUGCCUAUCCUAGCCGUCUUUGGCGCCUGUUUUUUAGAUCAUACGGUAUAUUCUGAGGUAAGGUUUAAAUAUACGAAGAAAUGUUUUGAUUCGCUAGGAGAUUCAUUAAUUGAUUUUCCAAAUUGUUUUAUUUUUGUUAUUUCUUAAUUAAAUUGAACAUAGAAAUGUAUUUAAACAAUUUUCUAUUUAAAUUUCUUUUAUAAUAAGUCGUCAAAUAUACAACACAAUAUUUCUUUAAAGUUAGUAAUUAAUAUAAUGUACAUAUAUCUAUUUAAAAAUACUUAUUUAGAAUUAAGAUUAUUAAAAUGUAUAUAAUUGUUCAUAUUACGGUAUAAAGAGUAUCACAGUAUAAAAAGUCAAGAUGAUUUAAAGUGUGCUGCUUCUGGAGAAAAAACCGUGUCGCGAUCCUGAGAUCAAAAACGGCAGGGCAAGACUAAAACAAAGAGGACGAUGGGCAAAAUUUAUUUGUGCCCCUAGUUAUACUCUUGUUGGCGAAAGGACAGCUUAUUGUAGGAAUGGAGUGUGGGACAUAACACUCCCAAAAUGUGUCGGUUCAAGUUGUCCAAAACCGGGUAAAAUACCUGUCAAUAGCGUGAUGUUGGCUCCAAUUCCAGGAGCUUUAAACUUCUACUGUCAGCCAGGAUACUCAAUGACUGGACCAAAAACGUUAUAUUGUGAUGGAAAAACAUGGGACAACCAUAUGCCAGCUUGUAUAGCUUCCAACGAAAAAGCACCUUUGUUCUGUGAUUUCGAAAAGUCAGACAUAUGCUACUGGAACCACGACUUGAACCAUGAUAUGGACUGGACACGAGGGCAAUACAAGACUCCAACAGGCUACUCUAUGCCAACUGGACCCAGCCAUGACCACACCAAAGGCUUCCGGUCUAACGGUUACUACAUGUAUUUGGAAACAUCAUCGCGAAGAGUAAACGAUACAGCCCGUUUAAUUUCACCAAUAUUUCCGAAAACCAAUACUAUAGGGUGCUUGGAAUUUUGGUACCAUAUGCACGGCCGAACUAUAGGUACACUUAGAGCGUAUUUUAGAAAAACGUCCGAACCUUGGUCAGUAGAUCCAGAUAAAGCUAUUUUCACGAAAACUGGCAACCAUGGGGAUGUCUGGCUGAGAGCGUUCAUAGAACUGGGAAAUAUGACAGAAGAUUAUCAGAUAAUUAUGGAAGGUACUAGGGGAAAUGGAUAUGUGAGUGAUAUUGCUAUAGACGACAUAAACAUAAUAGAAAAUUGUGUUUAUUCUGAAUACACAACAACCACUGAAGAAAAUAUUUCGACCACCACCGAAAUAUUAAAACCCAUAGAAUCCUGUGAGAAUAGAUGUGGCAACAAGGCAACUAGUGAAGAAAAAGCCCAAUAUUUAGCUUGCGAUUGCGAUGAAUUUUGUGGCGAAAGCAGUAGAUGCUGUCCAGAUUAUGUCGAUUUCUGUUUUGAUGUUUCUACAACAGCUAUUAUAGAAGCCAACACAACCAAUACUGCAAUACCAGAAAUAGAACAAAAUAUUUUAAACACUUUAAUACCAGUAAUCAAAAACGAUACCAAACUGCCUGUCUCUUUAACAUCAAAUCAAACAACAAACGUAUAUGUACAAUUACACACCAAAACUACCUCAACUACAACGAGAAUACCUACAACAAAGAACACCACAAAAGUUGUUCUUGAAAAAGAAACCAUACCACCUUUAGUACUGCUUCAACCUACUACAAGCCAGAUCAUUUACCGAAAAUAUUUUGCACCUACCAAAUCAACUACGAAACCGAAAAAAGUCGUACUGCCAGAUAAAAAGUUAUCAGAGAAUGAUAUAGGCACUAUACCAAUCAGACAAAACAUAAGCGACGUCAAUGCUACUCCUUUACCGCUAGAUGAGAAUAUACCUAUAAAUGAGAAGGAAAAAUAUGUAGAAAAAGUAGCUAAAGAAGCCGUUUUGAACGAAAAUCAGUCACCAGAAAACCUAGACAAGUUGAAAACAGGUUUCAGUCAAAAACAAGACGAAUAUUCCCACACAAAACUUAUUUUUAUCAUUAUAGCAGUACUAUGUGGUGUUAGUUCUGUCACAAUACUCAUCGUAUUGGCUGUACUAAAGUACAGAACCAGCAGAUACAGGAGACGAAUGACGUCAGGCAACGGUGACAGCCAGAGUGACGUCAGGUUUUUGACGGCUGACGAAGUGCUCGAUUUUUCAUUGGACAAAGACUAUGAGGAUCUGUGAUGUGUAUAAUAUAUUGUAAAUUUUGUCGUAUUUUUUUAAUGUUUGUUUCUUAAUAUAAAAUGUCAAAAAAAUACAAUUAAAGACUGUUCAGCCAUCGUCCAACGUUACGUCAUCAUUAUAUGCCAAUUGUGAGUUUUAGGGUGUGUCUGAGAUCAGUUCAUAUUGUUUAGAACAUUUGACAAUCCGUCCAUAAAAUUAUAAACCCAAAUCAAAUCACAAUGACAAUUACUAAAAGGAAAUUUUAACAUUUAUAUGUCCGUCAAUAAAAUAAUAACCCAAAUCAAUUGAGAAUGACAGUUACUAAAAAGAAUAUGCACUAAUUUACGAAAUGCCGUAAUGACGUCACCAAUCUUUUUCAUCUGGUUGGCAAGUGAUUGAGAUCUUGACAAUAUAUGACUUGACGUUGAACGAUGGCUGAACAUUCUAUACUAUAUUAUUGACUGAG
Molecule: messenger RNA, 2777 nt
Organism: Sitophilus oryzae (rice weevil)
Lineage: Eukaryota; Metazoa; Arthropoda; Insecta; Coleoptera; Curculionidae
Product: MAM and LDL-receptor class A domain-containing protein 1-like
Exons: 9
Coding region: 710-2332 (540 amino acids)
Cellular component (GO): membrane
Source: RefSeq, a predicted model, not a curated record